AUGGCAAUGGGACAAGAAGGGCAUCGAGCCAUCCAUCCCUUCUUCCGUAAAGAGAUCGACACACCGACGGGCAACAUCCCUCCCACCACCGAAGAUGGUCUACCAAGAGACCCCAAGCGGGACUCUCCUGCCUGCGAGACUCCCAAGCCGAUGACCAAACAGCCAGAUGGGACUUCGAAAGCGUCGAAUCUUCAAUCUCACGAACUGCCUCCGUUCCAGACAGCCGCUCCGGUCGACGAGACUCUGGAGCACGAUCCCAACACGGGGAGACGAAAACGACGAAAGACGGAUAGGCAUAGUAAAGAGGGUGCCGCACAUGGAUCUAUAACCAAGUAUAUAACGCCUCAGAACAAUUCUUCGCAAGGACAGGAACCCACACAACUUGAUGUUCUCGUGGGCGAAACCGAAUUGCCAGCAGAAGCAACUCCUAGUCCGGAACCUGACCUUCCCUCUGCCGCGCCCUCCACAGAUCCUGGAAAUCAUCCUGACCCGACUAAAAGGACACCUAGCCCUACGGAGGACACUCCAAAUGACACUGAUCCAACCAGCCAAAAGGAAAGGUCGUCUAAGAGGAAGACGAUCAAACUCAACGCGAACGGAAAGCUUCUGAGCUCCCCUGUCUCCAAACCCCAGGGGGAGGAAAAUCCCAAGAAAAAGUCGAACAACAAAAGAAAGAGCGGGAAAGGAGUGACUAGCACCAAAUUGAUCGUCUUCAAAUACCCUAAGACCGAGGAAGACAGCUUGGGCAAGUUGAUUGAUGACAUUCUCAAUGGUAAACGGCGGCAUGCCCCUACGAACCCUCCGAAACCUGCCCCUCCACCGGUCAAAAAGGAUGAACCUCCAAAGCCAACACAUCCUUUCUUCAUGAAGAAACCCACACGCAAGCUCGAGACGUGUUCAUCCCCUGCCUCUCAUGAUGCUCAAGCCACGAAGACAGCCUCCAACGCUCCCAACCGCCAAAGUCCAUCAGGUUCCUUCAUGAAGUCGUUUAACUCCUUCAAGCAUCGGCCAUCCAAGGCUCCGGAUCCCAUUCAUCCCAUCUGGCCGCCGCGAGGGCUCUCUCACGUUCGAGGCCAAUGCGACGAUGUCACUUUACCAGGGAGUGCCGUAGACCAUCCUCUUGGUUUAGGCCCCAAGAAAUCGAAGAUGGCUGCUGUGAGCGUCUCGGACAAAGAGAGUGUACUGUCUCCGGGUUUGCAAAACCUCACUCACGAACCGACCCGGAUUCUUCGAUUACCAGGAAGGAAUACCGCUAGUGGAUAUGUCCUACAAAAAGCAGUCACUAGACAACUAUCCCACAAUUCGCUAUCAGGCACUGGCAAGGAUACUUUGAGCGGUACCUGCCACCCAGCUAUCGCCCGCCUGCACGAAUCUAUACCAAAAACAAUGAGCGCUUUCGAUACCGGAAACUUUGAUAGUCUGCUUUGGGCACAGAAAUACGCCCCCUCUUCAGUUGAACAAGUUCUUCAGGUCACGAAAGAGGUGCAGAUGCUGCGCGACUGGUUGAAAUUUUUGAUGAUAUCGGCAGUUGAUACAGGGAAGCCAUCAAAGGACGGGGGGGAGAAACAGACUGGUGACAGGAAGAAGAAGAAGAAGCGCAAGAAGACAGAUAAACUGGACGGCUUCAUUGUGUCAAGUUCCGAUGAAGAUUACCAGAUGGAUGAAGUUUCCGAUUCAGAUGAAGAUGAGCUCGCCGGGGCUGUGACAGUCUCCUCCAAGCGGACCGUAAUCCGGGCUGGCGAUCUCACCCUGAGUUCAAGGGAUGGGGCCGAACGAGGUCGGAUGUCCAAUGCAAUUCUUGUCAGCGGUCCUCCAGGCUGCGGCAAGACCGCAUCGAUCUACGCUGUUGCAAAAGAGCUCGACUUUGAAGUUUUCGAAAUUAAUCCUGGCAGCCGGCGGAAUGCGAGAGACAUUGUGGAGCGGGUCGGAGAUAUGACACGCAAUCAUCUUGUGCACAACUUCGAUGAGAGAAGUUCUCGUCAAGAUCACAGCUCUCCAGCCCCUGGCGCCAAUGAUGACAAGCAAAACAAGCUGAUGGGCUUUUUCAAAUCCGCCGGCAGUAAGGAUACCAAGAAGGCCGGUCAUUGCAAAGACAAAGAGCUUGAGAAGGAGGGCGAUCCAAAAAGAACGCGCCAGCAGAAACAGUCUUUCAUCCUCCUCGAGGAGGCGGACGUCCUCUUUGAGGAAGAUCGGCAAUUCUGGUCCGGCGUACUCACAUUAAUUAAUCAGUCGAAACGCCCGAUUAUCAUCACUUGCAACGAUGAGAGUCGUAUCCCAUUGAAGGACAUCUCAUUCCAUGCCAUCCUUCGUUUCCGUCCUCCGCCUCAACACCUUGCCGUGGACUAUCUUCUACUCAUCGCUGCAAACGAGGGCCAUUUGCUGAAACGAGAAGCCCUUAAUGCGCUCUAUAUGAGUACCGGGAAAGACCUGCGGAGGUCAAUCACUGAACUCAAUUUCUGGUGUCAAAUGGCUGUGGGAAGUGAGAAAUCUGGUCUUGACUGGAUUGUUGACCGGUGGCCUCGCGGGUGUGACCUGGAUGACGAGGGAAAUCCGCUGCGAGUGAUCAGCCUCAACACCUACGAGCAAUUUAUGGGCUGGUUCAGUCGUGACAUGUUGAUGUGCGGUACCUUGGACAGCGAGAUUGAGCCGGGCCAAGAGUCUCUCAUGUGGUGGCAGCUCAGUCUUCAAGAUGCAGAAGAGUGGUCGGACAUCGAUGCGCUGGCCAAAAGUCGACCGAAGGGGUCCAGAGAACAGCAACUGGAACAUUUACGGCGCUUCUCGGACCUCAUGGACAGCCGAAGUGAUCUUGAUAUUCUCGCCGCUGAUCUGUCGCUUGAUGCGAAUCAGGAUGUGCUGGAUACAUCUAUCGAGUCCAUUUCUGAGAAACAGCGCGCGAAUUAUCUGGAAGGCUACCCGCUCUUGGUCACGGAGCCUCUUCCCUGCUAUACGUCCCUCCCUGUGGCCAUCGGGAACACUUAUGCCACAUUUCUACGACGUGUCUUCCGGCCGAGCCAGCAAAAGAAUAUCGAAACAACUCAGGCUGUCAAGUCACUGGCCAAGAUCACGCAUCCCAUGGCAUCGGGCCCUAGUCAUGGUGACCUUCUCCGCGCCUUCGAACCGGUGAUGAAGCCGGACUACGUUUUCCCCCCACCGGUUGGACGGGUGGCUCUGUCCUUUGAGAACGGUCUCGGACCAGUUGCAGAAGACCUCGGGCCUUACAUCCGAGCUAUCACGGCAUUCGACUUGCGCCUUGAACAAUACAGGCUACAAUUGAGUGGUCUGCUAUCCCAAGACGGCCAGGGUACGAAACGAGUACGGAAGACACGAGCGAGUCGCGCAGCGCUAGAAGGGGGUAGCAAGGCGGAAACACGUAAGGAGCGGUGGUUCCCUCCGGACACCAAUGCCUCGUUGGUUCUGGGAACGGGAAAGAGAGAGUGGCAGGAGAUGCUGGUCCAGGCGGGAUAUUUCACCGUGUCGGGGGAGGGAGGCGCUUGUAGUCAGGAGUGGGCAGUGGAGAGUUCUAGCGACGGAGGGUUCUGA
Molecule: messenger RNA, 3540 nt
Organism: Aspergillus terreus NIH2624
Lineage: Eukaryota; Fungi; Ascomycota; Eurotiomycetes; Eurotiales; Aspergillaceae
Exons: 3
Coding region: 1-3540 (1179 amino acids)
Cellular component (GO): nucleus
Molecular function (GO): ATP hydrolysis activity; ATP binding; DNA binding
Source: RefSeq, a predicted model, not a curated record